This is a messenger RNA of Ostreobium quekettii, 1476 nucleotides long. The record is from the annotation of a GenBank genome assembly. NCBI's taxonomy places the organism in Eukaryota, Viridiplantae, Chlorophyta, Ulvophyceae, Bryopsidales, Ostreobiaceae.
AUGGCCAGCCCCGAGCCCCUGGCCGAUUGGCUGGACAGCAGCCUGACGGACGAGCUGCUCGCGUCGGUGGACCUCGGUGGGCCGCUGUCAGCCGAUGAGAACAACCUGCUUUUCUCACUGUUCAACGAUUCGGGUGGCGCCUGCGCAUCCUCGUUUGCUGCUCUGGAGGAUGAUAUGUUUGAAAACGUCGAUGACAAGAAGGUAGUUUUGGUGUCAGCUGCAGCUGCCGGUCUCAGGGGCCCACAGGGCAAGCUGAAGCAUGCAUUCAGCACAGGGGACCUGCAGGCUCUCUCCCCUUCAUCCCCCACCGAUGACACAACCCUGGUUCCCACACCCAGCCUGGAGAGCGUCCCCGAGUGCUCUGCUUUCAACCCAGGCCCCAUGCAAGCGCCAGGGGCCUCCCCCUCCUCCCCACCAGCACCCGCACCCCUCAACCUCACUGACCUCUCCACCGACGACCUCGAGCGGGAGCUGUCUCGACGGAGGGCCGGAGUGAAGUCUGAGUCCAGUGAGUCGGACACCCCCACCUCGCCAGCGGUGCCGGCAGGAUCGGCGGGCGCCGUGCACCCUGUGUAUGUGCCGGCGCCCAGUCCCUUGCACCCGGCUGGGUUUGCGGGCAUGUACAUGGGCCCCCCAGGGCUCCCUCAGGGCCCUGCAGGAAUGCACCCUGGGGCCAUGGUGCCUGCCACGGCGAUGGGCACCCUGGGCACGAUUGCAAGGGGGCCGAUACCGGCUGUGGCAAUGGCACAGAUGCAGCCUGCCAUGCCUUGCCAUCCCAGCAUGGCUAAGGCCAUGGCACCUGGAGGGUUCUUUGUGCAAGACAGUAGCUUCAUGAUGAGUGGGAUGCCCACACAGCAAGGCGUGUUGCAGACAGUGGCGCAGCAACAGCCAAGCAGUUCAUCGACUGCAGUGUCAAUGCCAAUGUCAGGGCUGCCUUCAAUACUGCAGCAUACGUUCCUCUCGCAGCCCAUGUCAUCGACACCAUCAUCAGGUGUCUUCCCCAUGCCCCCACCUGGCACAGCACCAACAGGAGACGAGUCCCCCUCUCGGGUGCUCCGCAAGUCGCAGAGCACACCUGUGCUCUCCAGCCUGAAUGCUGCUGUCGCUGCUGCCGGGGCUGAGGCAUCUGGUGAUGCACAGAAGAUAGGGCGUCUCACAGUGGAGGAGCGGCGGCGGAAAGUGCUUAGGUACAGGCAGAAGCGGCAUGAGAGGAAGUUUGAGAAGAGGGUGACCUACCAGUGCCGCAAGACGCUUGCAGACAGCCGGCCACGGGUGCGCGGCCGUUUUGCACGAAAUGAUGACUCUAAUGCUGUGAUGCCGCACCAAACCAAGAAGGCUCUUGCCACAGUGAAGAGCGGCGAGGGGGGGGGAGGGCUGGACGAGAUCAUGGACAUCCAAAUGGAUUGCCAGCGCGAGGGUUUGGGGAUGAGGCAGGUGACCCCCCCUGCAUUCCUUGACUGCUGGAGAGCGUGUUAG